UAUAAAUAUGUACCUACGUAAUAAAAUAACUAAUUGUCAAAAAGAAUGGAAUACGUAUACGUGUUAUAUACAUACCUAGUGCAAAUGACUUAAACACUCCCAUCUAAGAUCUAUAUCUGACAAAAAAAACGUGUCGCAUCUGAGUCUGUGUCGCGUCUGCGUCUGCCUACACCUACACCUACAGCUAGACCAUUUGCGUUGGGCUUAGCCGGAUGCUGUUCAUCUGACGAUCUACAUACUACGAGUGGUAUGCAUGCUCUCAGAUCUGGAAGUGGAAUUUUUAAUUUGCGAAAAAUACUUGACCACACGACCAUGCCAUUGCCAGUGUCAAUGUCAGAGAACAGGAAGAUAAGAGCUGAGUGAGAAACAGAAAGUAAUUUAUAGGAAAUGGAAGUCCAGUCCACACCAGUCCAGGCAAUUAUGUGUGCUUGAACCAGUCACACAAGCCAGGAAGUGUGUAAUUGAUCAGGCAUCUCUCUCUGGCCCUCCUUAAAGGUACAUAUUUGAUAUCUGGAUGCGUACUUUAUACGAUACGAACAUCAAUCGGAUGUAUAAGUAGUGGCAUAGAUUGAGCUGUUAUUAUAUAUCGUAUCGCAUCGCCAGGCGGAUAGCAAAAUGUACCGGACUUAAGUAAAAUUGGCACGCGAUUCAAUUGAAUCUUGGCGCGAAGUGUGCUAGUGCUCGGCCCCAGUGCUGGGGCAAUUACACGACCAAUGCCUCCUCCGUCAAACACCACGACACAGAACACACCCCACACAUAGAACAUCUCACUGGGUAUCAGCUUACGGCCGCUAUCCGCAAUCGCCAUACGCCGCUGGUUGACUGCUAACAGUAACAUCCAGCCAGCCCACACACAGAGGCCCUCGCUUGAGGAAUCUACAUAUCAUGGAUGCGGACACACACUAGCAUCCGUAUGGUAUGUAGAUACACACAUAGAUACUGGCAUACAUAUGUAUCUGGAUGAGCACACUUUCGCGACCAAAGCUCGACUGUCUUCGACUGUGAGAUUCUUUGUUUGUUUGAGUUUAGAACGAACCGAGCUGGAGGCAAGACUGCGGGACCACAAGUCUCGAAUCAAGGACUCAGCUACGAUCUUCCCUACCCUUCUCUUGUUUUUUUCAGUGAUCGUUCGUGUUCGUGUCCUGCUGCAAGUGCAAUUAUGUACAUAUGAGUGUAUGUGCAUAGUGUCUAUGAAAAGUGAAAACACGUUAAGAAACGAAAACAAAAUCAAUCGAAAUACAAUAGACCGAAUUAUGAAAUUCCCACGUCGGUGUAAAGUGAGAUGAAUUGAGGCCUGAAGUUACAAAAUUCCUUUCCCGUUCCGUCGCCCCAACACCAUGCUUGGCAAACUCAAAAGGAACGCAUUCAUAUCGCUUGGAUUGGGAUUCAUAUUGAUAUGGCUGAGCGAAGCAACGGAGACCCAAGUGAACUACACAGCCAAGCCGCGAGUGGUUCUUCCGCCUAAUUAUGUCAAGGAAAUACGACCGCCCUCGAAGAAGGGAUCCCCAGUGAUAGUAGACUUUAGCAUAUUUGUUGUAGAUAUUAACUCAAUUAACGUAGAGGAUAUGGACUUUAGCAAUACUGUGUAUAUUUUCAGAGUAGACAUGUUUAUACAUCAGUGCUGGCAUGAGCCACGACUGGAGAUCCCCGACGACAUCUUCGAGGAGGGCGACGACUAUGUGACACUGCUUCCAGAAGUCUUUGAGAAUUUUUGGCAGCCGGAUCCGUACUUUCUCAAUUCGAAAAUUGCCGAAAUAGCAACUCUGACCCACAAGUUCACAUCAGUGACGCUGUACAAAAACAAGACGGUUCGCUAUGCGGCGCGGAUGCAUGCCAUCAUUGCCUGCCAGAUGGAGUUCCAGCUGUACCCCAUGGACAUACAAGUGUGUCCCAUCCACAUUGAGAGCUUCUCAUCGAACAACCAGAAGGUGAAGCUCCGCUGGUCCGACUCGGGCGUGACCCUCAAUCCGGAACUGAAGCUCCUGCAGUACAAUCUGGGCCAGCCCCUGCAGCUGGAGGAGAGCGAUGGCUACAUGCCGGAGAAGGUGGGCAAUUUCUCGCGGCUCACCGUGUUCUUCCGCUUCGAGCGCCAGAUCGGCCAUCAUCUCAUCCAGACGUUCGCCCCCUCCUCGCUGGUGGUGAUGCUCUCCUGGUUCAGCUUCUGGCUGGGACUAGACGCCAUACCGGGACGGGUUACUCUGCUUGUGACCUGCAUGCUGACGCUGGUCACCAUGUUCACGGGGGCGGAUAUUCCCCCAGUGGCCUAUGUGAAGGCCCUGGACCUGUGGAUGGCCGGCUGCAUGCUGUCCGUGUUCGCAGCCCUGGCCGAGUUCGUUGUGGUCAAAGUCCUGGACGUACAGUACCAGUACCAGGUGAACCGCAUACCCAAGGUACUGCCAAUGCGCAUCAGUAACAUGGAAAAAGGUCAAUGUGCAACGGUGGCUAGCUGGGAGGGCGGAGCCGUGCGGUCGCGUAAAGCCACCCAAACGCCCACGACGCCCGGACAGACAUCGCUGCAGGGAAACGGAGGACCGCCGAAGCCGGCGCGGCGGCAGAGCCUACUUUCGGUGGCAUGGACGGACACGGACACGGGCGUCGAGAAGAUAAUGUGGCGGGAGAUCGAUAAGGUCUCCCGCGCUGUCUUUCCCAUACUAUUCUUUGUAUUUGUUCUCCUGUACUGGCCGAUCCUGCUGAUGAAGUCGUCCUAGGACUUGGGGAGUUCCAGAUUGCAUAUGUCUGGACUCCGUUAAAAACUCUAUAGGCAAUGGGCGGUAAAUCUGACAAAUUAAACUCAAGUUUUGAAGACACACAGUGCAAUAUCAAAAAGAAGAGUCUUUGAACCUCAAAAUCUAUCAUCGAAGUACAACCAACAAGUGAAAACUACAGUUACCUACAUAAGUAAUUGCCAGCAGCUACAAUGCUACAUAUUCCUAUAUCGGACACACUGUGCUAUGAACAAAAUAUAACUAAGCUAUCGACAAUUUGCUCACGGAGAAUACUUGAUUCAUUUGGAGUAUUUGCUUUGUAUAAAACGUAUCUUAUAUUUAACGAUAAUUUUAGUUUCACAUUAAUUUUAAUCUAUGCUAUGAGGGACACCACUCACAGAACUACGAGUAUAUGCUUAAGCUGCAGUCCUACCUAUGCAUGAUUUGGCUUUGCAGUGAAUUUCUUUAAUCUCAGCACACACAUUUGUCAAUGAGAUAAGCUGGAGAAUAUAUACAUAUUUAUAUAUCACUGUGCUAGUGACAAUAUACCCCUGAAUCGAAAGGGAUGGCUGUCCCUGCUUUGAAAGUAUUCAAUACAUAUCGUAUGUAUGCGCAUACCUAGUAUGUUCGAGCUACGAAACGAGACAGCUAUUUUCUAGCAGACGGCUAUUUUAGUUGAAUUUUUUUAUUAGGCUUAGGCAAAUCAGCCAAGAAAUUGCAUUGGUGCUUUAAGGAGAUAAUAAAAUGGCCUUUAAGGAUAUUUGGAUUGUAAAUAACUUAACAGAGGAACAGUGAACGCUUUUUAGAGAUUUUUACAUACAUAUUUAGAAUUAUUUAUCAAUUAUAGCGUAUUUUUAUGCAAGCAUUAGAGCUGUGGCUUUUACAACUAAUUCGAAAACAUCUUCAUAUGUAUUGUAUAAACCGACCUGUAGUUCAAGCAGCGCACACCAGGCAUCAGGCAGGUUUUUGUAAACAUAUUAUUGUUAAGCAAAAUCGAGUUUAUAUUUGAUAUGAAAAUACAGACACAAUGUAAAUACAUUAUAUCACUAUAUUAACAUAAAUAUAUUUAUCUAAGAUUUAUCUGCUAUGCCAGUCAAGCUUACAUAUAUGUAAGUAUGUAUCCUUUCCAUCUCUUAAGUUGCGGUGUUCACUAAGCUGAUCAUAGUUCGGUGAGCUCUCGAAUAGGGUUC
Drosophila miranda is the source of this 3895-nucleotide messenger RNA. RefSeq names its product glycine receptor subunit alpha-2 (gene alka). Gene Ontology annotation, biological process: chemical synaptic transmission; regulation of membrane potential; chloride transmembrane transport. The transcript has 10 exons. Lineage: Eukaryota; Metazoa; Arthropoda; Insecta; Diptera; Drosophilidae. Bases 1338 to 2708 code for a protein of 456 amino acids. Gene Ontology annotation, molecular function: chloride channel activity; extracellular ligand-gated monoatomic ion channel activity; transmembrane signaling receptor activity. Gene Ontology annotation, cellular component: membrane; synapse; neuron projection. The record is from RefSeq and is a predicted model, not a curated record.